Messenger RNA from Staurois parvus, 510 nucleotides. Lineage: Eukaryota; Metazoa; Chordata; Amphibia; Anura; Ranidae. The record is from the annotation of a GenBank genome assembly.
AUGACGAGUAAAGAAUGGAACCUUUAUUCAUCAAGAGUGGCUCUGUCUAGUCAGGAGCCCUCUGGACCUCCCCUUUUGUUCUUGGCAGAAGAGAACAUUGCACACUCAGAGCCAGCAAAUAGGACUUCUCGAGUAAAACGGGCACAGGGCUCCGAUUCCAUUAGCCUUUCAAGAAGGGGAGAACAGUCAGUGUGUGAUAGCAUAAAUGUCUGGGUUACUGAUAAAAAACAGGCAGUAGAUAUUCGGGGGAAGACUGUUACCAUCUUGUCUGAAAUUCAGACACUCACAGGACCCUUAAAGCAAUACUUUUUUGAGACCAAAUGCAACCCUCAAGGCAGCACAACCAAUGGUUGCCGAGGGGUGGACAAAAGACAAUGGAUAUCAGAGUGUAAACCAAAACAGUCAUAUGUACGAGCACUAACUGUGUUGGACAAGAUGGUGGGCUGGCGCUGGAUCCGGAUUGAUACAGCUUGUGUCUGCACCCUGUUGAGCAGGAGUGGAAGGACGUAG